AUGACGGAGACGCCGCCAACGCCAACAACGGCCGCGGUUCGCAUGGCCCGACAAGCCCAGAUCGGGGCCCGCCCAUCGCCGCGGCCUCCCGAGCGGCACGCCGCCAAGACCUCCGGCGAGCUCCUCCGCCCAGCGGCCACCGCAGCCACCGCACAUGCCCACCAUCACGCCGCCGCGAGCACGGGGCCGCCGCCCGCGCACCACGUCGAAGCUCCGCGGCCGCCGGGAGCACCUCGCCGCGGCCGCCGCCGCUGCCGGGGGCACCGCCCGGCACUUCACCACCCAGCUGCAGCAGCACCUCGACGGCCGGGGGGCCCGCGCCGGCCAACCGCCGCGCCCCCGGCCGGCCCGCCGGCCCGGAUCUGGCCGGCCGCCACGACCGCCGGAUCCCCACACGCCACCGGCGGCCGGAGAGCCGCCGCUCCCGCCAGCGGCCACGCCGCGAGCACGCCGCCGAAGCCACCGCACGACGCCGCGCCCGCCGCCCUGGCCGCGCCCGAGCGAGCUCCUCCUCGCCAGGGACGCGGGAGGGGAAGAAACUCCCCGCCGCCACCUUCCUCGGGUAGAGCGCGGCUUUGCCGGCCCCCCUCCGGCGGCGGCGAGGCAAGGAAGGGAGGAGGUGGGGGGGCUAAGGCGGCGGCGGCUAGGUUUGCCCCCCGGCCGCCAGAGGAGGGCGACGCGAGGGGUUACCUGAGAUAG
This is a messenger RNA of Lolium perenne, 699 nucleotides long. The record is from RefSeq and is a predicted model, not a curated record. NCBI's taxonomy places the organism in Eukaryota, Viridiplantae, Streptophyta, Magnoliopsida, Poales, Poaceae.